AUGGCCGCCAACAUCACCGAAUCGACCAGCUCCAUCUACAACGAGCCCUGGAAGCCGGAGGAAGCUUUCUACACGGGUGGCCUGGGCGUCGAAGGCGAGGGGCAUAUCGUCAAGUUGCGCUUUCAUACAGUAACAGCCAAGGACCGGGUGGAGCGUUUCAUCGCCAUUCAGCUCAAGAUCUCGUCGGCAUUUCGCAUUGAGCUGGACAAGUACGGUGUCGAGUUGCCCGUGGAUCCCAAAAAAUAUCCCGACGACGAACGCUCCCUUUCCUAUGAUGCUCUGUUAGAGAAGAUUCAGCCUCCUGCUGCCCUGAAGCUCGGAUCAAGCGUCAAGCAAUCUCACCUGGUCCAGGGUGAUGAUAUCCAUUUCAAGACCCAGCGCGAUUCCUUCUUUAUCAAGUCGUACUUCCACACCAAGAUGGGUAAUUUCACAGGUGAGGGUGCCCAAGUCAUGUCGGAAAUGUCCAAGAUUUCCGAUCGCCUCGGCGAUGUGACGCUGCCUCAAGAUGAGGUCGAGGGCUGCGAGAGUGAUGAGUGGUCCGAUUGA
Monosiga brevicollis MX1 is the source of this 546-nucleotide messenger RNA. RefSeq lists its product as uncharacterized. NCBI's taxonomy places the organism in Eukaryota, Choanoflagellata, Craspedida, Salpingoecidae. Gene Ontology annotation, biological process: negative regulation of actin nucleation. The coding region runs from base 1 to 546 and encodes 181 amino acids. The record is from RefSeq and is a predicted model, not a curated record. The transcript has 7 exons.